Molecule: messenger RNA, 1373 nt
Organism: Cladocopium goreaui
Lineage: Eukaryota; Dinophyceae; Suessiales; Symbiodiniaceae
Source: the annotation of a GenBank genome assembly
UGUCCGCUUUGCUGGCAAUGUGCGGCUAAAGCUGGCACACAAGGUGCAAUUGAUCCGCUGAUCUCCGCUGCGACUUUGGUUCCAGAAGAUGUAGCUGCCAAUGAUGAGGGCAAUUUUGCUUUCCCUUUUGGGGUCAGCUGUCUGCUGCGGAGGCGCCCGCUUGGCUGCCUUGGCGAUGAAGAAGGCCAUUCGUAAGGAGGACCUGUCACUGGAGGCUGGCUCCAGCCAGGAUAGCCUCAUGCGCUUCGCAGAGGUGCAGCUGGAAGCUCCCAUGGACAUGGACGAUCCGGUCAUUGAUGGCUACACCAAGAGGCCCGAGAGCCCCUUGACCAAGGAGCCAGUCGCGAGUCUUGCAUCGUUUCGGAAGCACGAUUCCAUUGUUCUGCAGAUGUUUGAUCUGACUGAUCUCUGGAGUUUGUUGAUCGCCUACCAUGAGGACUUCUGGCUGAGACCGAGACCAGCGGUCUUUCUGGCAUCCUGGGAAUCCUCGAUUCCUCAGCUGCAUGUCGAUCUCCAAACGCUUGGUGAUCAGCUGCUUCAUCGUGCUUACAGGUGCGAUGCCAAAGACGCUGCAGAUUGGCCGUUUCAAGGGUGUGCAUCCAUGGAGCUGGCAAUACGUAGCCAUGACAAGCAAGAAAAAAAUCACUUGCUGGUGCGCGCCUACAAUAUGGAUCCUCCAGCUCAGCUGAUGACGCUGGCGCAGCAAGUUGGUGCCAAACGGCGGCGUUUGGAUGGCUCCCAACUGGCGUUUUCUGAUCGCAAUGCUGAUGGUCUCAUCAAGGCCCUAGGGGCGAAGGAAAGAUGCAUCUUUUUUGAGAAGAGUUGUCAGGAUCGUGCCGUGAUGUCAUUUGUAUGGAACUUGUCCGUCUAUGAUUUCACGCGUUUUAGAAAGGGUGGGCAGACAAGUGUCAAGUUGCCCCUAAGCUGGGGCAAUGCGUGGAUGUCACUGUACCCCAUGGGGGAAGACGGGUCACUUCCUGGUAAGGCGUCUCUGCGCCUGCACUUUGAGAAUGCUUUCUAUGUGAGAGGAAAAGUGAGGGGUGGCAGUCAGGCUGGCACCAACCUUUCACUGGACAGACCAGGGACAUGGCUACGGCGGAAUUUCAUGGACACGUCUGAGAUCUUGCAUCAGAAGGAUGCCUGGAUAACUCUCCAGAUCGUGUCUGUCCAACUUCCAGCGUUGCAACUCGGGCGUGUCCGGAGCUAGCACGCUGAGAAGUUCCUUGGGCUGCGACUGAGGGUAUCUAUGGUCAUCUCUGACAAGAUGAGAUGUUCUCCUUUGCAGGUCCUGGUGACACGCGUGGACCACGAGCAUGCGAAGCGCUUAGCCCGUGAGGUGCAAACGGAUGAUUGACCUUGCGAGUAUUUGCGAU